This is a messenger RNA of Pyrus x bretschneideri (Chinese white pear), 1505 nucleotides long. RefSeq lists its product as uncharacterized. The record is from RefSeq and is a predicted model, not a curated record. Lineage: Eukaryota; Viridiplantae; Streptophyta; Magnoliopsida; Rosales; Rosaceae. Bases 4 to 996 code for a protein of 330 amino acids. The transcript is spliced from 7 exons.
GGCAUGGCUCGGGUAGGAGGAGAAUGGGGAUUUAAAGGUAGAGGGAAAUGGGCUUUUUCGUACAAGAAGACCACUCUCAUCGUUUGCUCCAUUAACAUUGCCGUUGCUCUCUAUGUUCUUCGCUCUCUCUACGCUUCUCUCUACAUCUACUCCGAUAAAGAUACAGGCCCCACUUUUGAGUACACUCCGGAUCAGAUUAGGAAGAUGGAGGAAUCAAUUCGGAUUCGAAAAGCAGCUGAACCGGUUGAGCUAAUUAGAUUGGUGAAGGCACUUAAGAAGGAGCUUUACAGAGAGGCAGCAGUCGAAUUGCCACAGCCUUUGAAACUGAAGAUGACUAAUGAGAUAAUUAAUAGGUUGAAAACCUUGAGGCCCAACGCAAAUAUUACUGAGCAGAGAGAAGUAGUUGAAAGUUGGUGCAAGGAAAAACUAAAAGAAGCUAAGCAGUUGGCAACUGAGACUGAGGCUUCAAAUUCAACAAUUCUUCAUGAGGAAGCAGAAAUGCUACUAAAAGCUUUGGAAUCGGAUUGGACUUGGCUUUUGGAAGACAUGGGCCUUUGGAUUCCUGCUGAAAUUCGUAACACGGAACAUCAUGAUAAACCUGAGGGUGAAGAAGACGAUUUAGACGAAAUUUUGCCUGGCAGGCCACUUCCUCCUGAAUGCCAUGCAGAAGUUCAUACAGAUUAUGAUGGUGCUGCUGUAAGAUGGGGACUUAACUACCACAAAGAUAGUGCAGCUGACUGUUGUCAGGCUUGCUUGGACCAAGCUAGACGUGCUAAGCCUAAUCAAAAGAGAUGUAAUAUAUGGGUUUACUGCCCGUCAGAAACUGGUUGCUAUUCUCCAGAUAUCUACGAGCAUAAACUUGGAGAGUGCUGGCUUAAAUACGCAGAAACGCCUAAACUUAAUUUUAAGGACAAGUAUUCUGAAUCAUAUAGAGACCGCCAUCCAUCUGCACCGCUUGUUGUUCCUUGGGCCUCUGGCAUUGUUGGUGCACGAUAGGAUUUCGCCACUCCCAGCAGAAAAGGACAAACCCUUGUCGUUGUAACUUGACCUGCAAAGGCUUACCAUGUUCUGGAAACAUCACAAAGCACACGAACGAAGGUAACUUCACUGGAAUAUGUAAUCAUGGUCUCCCUGGGUUUAUAUACUUUAGUUCCGUUUAAAUUGUUGAUUGGAAAAUAGAAGAAAAUAGGGAGAAUUUUUGAAGAGAGGGAAAUGGAGCGACUGAAGGUUCAGGGUACGCUUCAUGCUGCUUGUUUGUUCACAAUCAUAUUUUUGUAAUACGGAUUGUCAUGGUGUCUGGCGCCGAUGAUUCAAGAUAAAGAAGUCCUGGUCGGAGGCAUAGUGAGGUUUGUCGUUAGACGUUGAAACUCUCCCCGCGAAUGAACGAGGGAUAUGAAUUUCUGUGUCUGAACGUUGUGUAAUACUCUCUAAUUCUUUGGAUGAUUACAUAAUGCUCUCUAUCUUUAAAAGUAGGAGUACAAAGUUUUCAGUUUCUUGUUGCUCAA